Messenger RNA from Epinephelus fuscoguttatus (brown-marbled grouper), 4496 nucleotides. Its product is annotated as potassium voltage-gated channel subfamily G member 3-like. Gene Ontology annotation, cellular component: voltage-gated potassium channel complex; membrane. Gene Ontology annotation, molecular function: delayed rectifier potassium channel activity. The transcript has 3 exons. Gene Ontology annotation, biological process: potassium ion transmembrane transport; protein homooligomerization. The record is from RefSeq and is a predicted model, not a curated record. NCBI's taxonomy places the organism in Eukaryota, Metazoa, Chordata, Actinopteri, Perciformes, Serranidae. The coding region runs from base 388 to 1608 and encodes 406 amino acids.
CAGGAUCCUCCGACGAGACUUUAGAAACAAUGAGCUGCUGCUUCAUCAGAUGAAUUUAAACACACAGUGUGUGGUCACAGUUGAUCCUGGAUCUUUCCGGGCGUCUGAUCCUAGAUCUGUCCGUCUGUCUCUGAUGUCACAGGACGACGUCUUCAGGAACAUUAAAACAUAUAAGAGAUCAUUUAAAGUCUAUGCUCCAAAGGCAAAGAGUUCCUGUACACAAUUGAAAACAGGAAGUUGGUGAGAUGAAACUGCUUCAGACGGAAGACAGAGUCCGGACGCAGUUGGAGGUCUUCAGUUUAUAACAAAGGAUGGAGUCCAGAUUCAGGCGGAGUUUCUAAGAGAAGACGGAGUCCAGACAUCAUCUGAGUUUGUAAGAAAACAAGGAUGAAGUUCGGCAACAGUCUUUGCACCCUGAAUGUCGGCGGGCGGCGGUUUUCCUUCUCUGCGGAGCUGAUGAAGCGCCUCCCUCUGAGCAGGCUCAGCCGGCUGCAUCGCUGUGUGUCGGAGAGCGAACUGCUGGAGCUCUGUGAUGACUACGACCGCGACAGAAACGAGUUCUUCUUCGACCGCCACUCGGAGGCCUUCAGCUUCAUCAUGCUGUAUGUGCAGCAUGGGAAGCUGCGCUUCGUCCCGCACAUGUGUGAGCUGUCCUUCUACAAUGAGAUGCUGUACUGGGGCCUGGAGAGCUCCGACCUGCAGCCCUGCUGCCAGCGGCGCCUCGACGACCGCAUGUCCGACUGUUUCGUCCACUUCUUCCCUGAGGAGGAGUUCCGAUGUCCUGAGGAGCCGCAGAGCCGCUGGCUGGAGACGAUACGGAGGACAUUCGAGGAGCCCACGUCCUCCCUGGUGGCACAGGUCCUCGCCUCAGUGUCCAUGCUGUUUGUCAUCAUUUCCAUGGUGAUGCUGUGUGCCAGCACCUUACCGGACUGGAAGACCACUGAGACCCUGGACCAGCACAGGAUCAUUGAGGCGGUGUGUAUUGGUUGGUUCACAGCGGAGUGUAUCGUCCGUUUCCUUGUGUCUCGGGACAAAUGUGAGUUUGUCCGUUGUCCUCUGAACAUCAUCGACCUGCUGGCUAUCACGCCGUACUAUGUCUCUGUUACCAUGACGAUCCUGACGGGGGAGAACUCCCAGCUGCAGCGGGCCGGCGUCACACUGCGCGUCCUGCGCAUCAUGCGAAUCUUCUGGGUGAUCAAACUGGCUCGUCACUUCCUAGGCCUGCAGACGCUUGGACUCACGCUGCGGCGCUGCUAUCGAGAGAUGAUGAUGCUGCUGAUCUUCAUCUGUGUCGCCAUGGCGAUCUUCAGCGCACUGGCCCAGCUGCUGGAGCAUGGCCUGGACCUGGAGACCGGAAACCAGGACUAUGCCAGCAUCCCCGCUGCCUGCUGGUGGGUGAUCAUCUCCAUGACGACAGUGGGAUACGGGGACAUGUACCCAGUGACGGUGGCGGGCCGUGUGCUGGGUGGCCUCUGCGUGGUGAGCGGCAUCGUUUUGCUGGCGCUGCCGAUCACCUUCAUCUACCACAGCUUCAUCCAGUGCUACCACGAGCUCAAGGUGCGCUCCGCCCGCUGCACCCACAGCCUGUCUGCCGAGUUCAUCAACUGACCAACGAGCAACUGAGCAACAUUGCUGCUGACAUGGAUACAACAUGACCUUGAUCAGCUGACUGUCACUUUGUGGAGAAUUUAAAUGCCGGUGGCAGCGACGUCCCAUCAGCUUUUUAAGAGUCACAUUAAUGUUCAUCCUGCAGGAAUACAAGGGACCAGGGUCACUGCUAUAGAUCCGGAUAGCUGUGAGUCGCGGAGAGCUGUGUCAUCAAACUCAGUGGAUGUUGUUCCAUCCUGUUUGUGAUUUUCAUGGAGAGGAUCUCGAGGUGCAGCCCGGGGGAGGAAGGGGUAUGGUUUGGGGACCUCAGAAUUGUGUCUCUGUUAUUUGCAGAUGAUGUGGUUCCAUCUGCGUCCCAGCCCUCACCUAUGGUCAUGAGCUCUGGGUAGUGACUGAAAGAAUGAGGUCACAGAUACAAGCGUCUGAAAUGAGUUUCCUCUGUAGGGUGUCUGGGCUCAGCCUUAGAGAUAGGGGGAGGAGUCAGACAUCUGGAGGGAGCUCGGAGUAGAGCCGCUACUCCUUCAUGUUGAGGUGGUUCAACAUCUGAUCAGGAUCCUCCUGGUCCAGCUGGUAGGAGGCCCCGGGGCAGACCCAGAACACACUGGGGUCACCUCGGGGUCCUCCAGGAGGAGCUGGAGGAUGGAGCUGGGAAGAGGGAUGUCUGGAGGACAAGACCCGGUCCCUGAUAAGAGGAUGAAAAUGAAUGGAUGAAUUGAUCAGUAGAUCUUUUAACAGAUGUGAUUGGUCUAAUAUCUGGUUCUUAUCACAGAUUUAUGUUUGCGUUCAGUCCGUCAUGUAUCUGAUGAGGACGGCAGCAACAAAGGUGGCGAUUUUCAAAGUAAAAUAUUUCAGUGCUGUGAAUUUGGUGGUUUUUAUUAUUCAGCAUGAAUUAAACCAGUUCAGUGUCUGAUCUGAAAUCUCGAGAACUGCUCAUACAAACAACUUCAUAGUUAACUGUCCUCUUCUUUAGGUCCUGAGGAACACACCUGUCACCUGCAGUGACAUUGUCACAUCACUCACAUGAGUCGCAGCUACUUACAGUCAGAAUAAAAUAAAUACAGUCAGUGGAAGUUUUAAUUAGUCACUUUCUUGAACCACUGUUUUUAUAAAGUUGAGGAUGGGUUUUGUUAGCAGAGGUAUUUUACCGGCAGUAACGUUGUUAGUUUUAAAGGUUAGUAUGGAGAAUGUUCACACUUUGAGUUGCUGCAGCAGAGUGUCUCUGAUCCUGUAAGACCCUGUCCCGUUGACUCCGGGAAAGUGAAGAAGAGUUCGGCUGUAACAUCAGUAUAUCCAACAUGACCUGCAGUCAGUGAUCCGCCGAUGGCUCGCUGUGACCUCAUGUUUGACUCUGUAGAGUUCUCCACUUCCUUCAGUCCAAGAACAAAAUCUUUAAUUGCAAAAGUUACGUCACUGACGCUUAAAAUAUUUGAGUUUACCAUGAUAUAAUAUCUCCGGUCCGUCUUUGAUCAUCUGUUGUUCAAUGCUGUAGGGACUGUUCUGUUUGGGUCCCCAGAAAUACACCUGCUGAGUGUGAAGUAGAUCUGAUGAACGCUUCUUGAGAUAUGAGGAGGACACAAACCUACAGAGUCAUGUAGAAGUUUGGGCUCCCCUGGUCAAACUUUUGUUUACUGUGAGUAGAAGAACUGAUCUAGAAAAGUCAUGAAGUUAAAGAUGAAACAUUUCUUUAAUAUUUUAAUAAAGAUUAAACUUUCAAUUUUAUCUUUUACAGUUUCAAAAUAACAAAAAAAAAGUCCUGAAGCCAAAGUUUGGGCCCCCUGCAGGGUCAGUGCUCAGUAGUGCCCCCUUCUUCUUCUUCUUCUUCUUCUUCUUCUUCUUCUUCUUCUUCAGAGUCUCUCAGUUCUUGUUUGGAGGAUUUCUUCAUGCUCUGCUCUUUGAGCUCUAUCCACACAUGUUAAAUGAUGUUUAGGUCGGGGGACUGUGAGGGGCGUGGCCUAACCUUCAGCUGGCUCCUCUUCAGGGCGUCCACUGUGGAUUUCUCAUCCGUCCAUCCCGUCUGUAGCAGGUGGACAGGUGUCUCUCUGUCUCAUCUGUCCACCUCGUCUGUAGCAGGUGGACAGGUGUCCCUCUGUCUCAUCCGUCCACCCCGUCUGUAACAGGUGGACAGGUGUCCCUUUGUCUCAUUGUGUCCAGAAAGUGUCCACAGGACGUGUUUCCAUAAAGCAUCAGUCUUGUCUCGAUGUCCCUUCACAAACCUGUGAGUGUGAAUGUAGUGGUGAGGACACAGGACAGGUUUUCUUCUGAUGACUCUUCCAUGAGGUCAUACCUGUCCAGGUGUGUCUGCUCAGUACAACAGUGCACCACCACUUGACCUCCACACUUCCUGUUAACGUCCAUUUCUUAGUGACAUGACCAAGUGACCUGAAAACACUUUGCUAUCUUCCUCUAGUCUUCAUCAGGUCUCUGAGUGUUCAGAGUGCUGCGGCUGUUUAGAGGAGCCCAUGGCUGCUGAGUGUUGGGACAAGCUGUCAGGAGUCACCUGCUCUGUCCUCACCGUCACUGUCAACAAGAGACCAUGGGGACAGCUGUCUCACUGCUCAGCUGUCUCACUGCUCAGAGGUCUCACAGCUCAGCUGUCUCACUGCUCAGCUGUCUCACUGCUCAGAGGUCUCACAGCUCAGAGGUCUCACAGCUCAGCUGUCUCACAGCUCAGCUGUCUCACUGCUCAGCUGUCUCACAGCUCAGAGGUCUCACAGCUCAGCUGUCUCACUGCUCAGAGUUCUCACAGCUCAGCUGUCUCACAGCUCAGAGGUCUCACUGCUCAGCUGUUUAACAUGUUUAACUUCAUGUGUGCUGGAGAUCAGCUCAUGUGAGACUCAGUAAACGACAUUGUGACCAGCGCGGCCCAAACUUCUGCACGACUCUGUACA